AAAAAUUGCAUAAGCUUUAAAAAAAAGUUGGGCCAAACGAUCCCUUGUUAUGUGUAGCGAAUUUAGCACACCUUAUGCCCAAUUCACUUCUUAGUUCUUAAUAAAUUUUUCUUUUCCAAAAAAAAAAAGAAAAGAAAGAUGACCAAAACUAAUCCAAUUCCUUACUUUGACCGGCGCUUUAUUUCUUUACCAUGGCUCAAAAAAUUCAACAUUCUACAUUAUUAUGUCAAUAUAUGGGGUCCCAUAAUCCCAUUUUGUGCACUUGAGUUUAUUUAAAUUUAAAUAUAAAGUCUUCUAUGAGAAUGAAUCCUAUCCUAUUGAUAAGAAAGAAAGAAAGAAAUUGAGAGAAUAAUGAAUAGUGGUGAAGGAAAGGUUGUUUGUGUAACUGGUGCUUCUGGCUAUAUUGCUUCAUGGCUUGUCAAGUUUCUUCUCCAACGUGGUUACACUGUUAGAGCAACAGUUCGUGAUCUAAAUAAUCCCAAUAAGGUUGAUCACUUGCUCAAGCUUGAUGGUGCAAAGGAAAAUUUGCAACUCUUCAAAGCAGAUUUACUAGAAGAGGGUUCCUUUGACUCUGUUAUUCAAGGGUGUCAUGGUGUCUUUCAUACUGCUUCACCGGCUGUUUUCGAUGUCGACGAUCCUCAGACAGAGUUAAUUGAUCCUACAGUGAAGGGAGCUCUUAAUGUUGUUAAGUCAUGUGCAAAAUCACCAUAUGUGAAACGAGUUGUUUUCACUUCUUCAAUUGCAUCAGCUAUAUAUAAUGGAAGACCUAAAACCCCUGAAGUUGUAGUUGAUGAGACAUGGUUUUCAAAUCAAGAUUUCUUAUGGGGAAAAAAGAUGUGGUUACAAUAUGCAAAGACUUCAGCUGAGGAAGUUGCUACAAAAUUUCUAACAGAAAACAACAUUGACUACGUUGUUAUGAAUCCAGCAGUGACAAUAGGGCCUCUCUUGCAACCAGAGCUUAAUGGAAGUUCCUCCUUAAUUUUGGACUUAAUAAAUGGUUCAGAAACAUUUAAGAAUGCUACUUUUGGAUGGAUUAAUGUGAAGGAUGUUGCAAAUGCCCAUAUUAAAGCAUAUGAGGAUGCUUCAGCUAGUGGAAGAUAUUGUUUGGCUGAAACAGUCAUGCAUUUCUCUCAACUUAGUAACAUUUUGCGUAAUAUGUACCCUACACUACAAAUUCCAAACAAGUGCGCGGACGAUAAGCCUUUUAUGCAAACAUUUCAGAUUUCCAAAGAAAAGGCAAAGACAUUGGGAAUUGAGUUUAUUCCCUUAGAAGUGAGCCUCAAAGAGAUCAUAGAAAGUUUUAAAGAAAAAGAGUUUGUUAACUUCUAAUUUGUGUGAUACAUCAUUGAGUAAAAUAUAUGUUGAUAAUACUAAUCACGUUUUGGUUGAACUUGGUUUCAGAACUUAAGGAUAUGAGUUACUAAUGUUGAUCUAUACCUUUCAUAUCUUGUGUUUGAUUUAAUGAAAUAUGGCUUAGUUUAGUACUGCGUCAAGCAAGUUGGUUCAAUUUUGAUUUUUUUACAUAUAUGACUUCUCUUUGCAAUGUAUUGUCAUUAAUUUUGUUAUAGUAUGAUUUUAU
Molecule: messenger RNA, 1579 nt
Organism: Trifolium pratense (red clover)
Lineage: Eukaryota; Viridiplantae; Streptophyta; Magnoliopsida; Fabales; Fabaceae
Product: phenylacetaldehyde reductase-like
Exons: 6
Coding region: 352-1329 (325 amino acids)
Molecular function (GO): oxidoreductase activity, acting on the CH-OH group of donors, NAD or NADP as acceptor
Source: RefSeq, a predicted model, not a curated record